Aspergillus ochraceoroseus IBT 24754 is the source of this 3518-nucleotide messenger RNA. RefSeq lists its product as uncharacterized. Gene Ontology annotation, molecular function: methyltransferase activity. The record is from RefSeq and is a predicted model, not a curated record. The coding region runs from base 390 to 3518 and encodes 1042 amino acids. The transcript has 8 exons. Lineage: Eukaryota; Fungi; Ascomycota; Eurotiomycetes; Eurotiales; Aspergillaceae.
CUUUUUUUCCUCCCUCAAUCAUAUUAUACUUCCUACGUCUGGAUGUGCAUCUCUGCUCUGUAUAACUCUUUCUACUACUACCACUAUUACUAUUACGACCUCCCACUGCUGGUGUAUGAUUACUAUUUCUCUCCUCUAACUAUCUCUUACAUAUUGAUUACCUACUCCCGUGAAUAGCUACUUUCCUUUAGAAAGCUGGACCAACUUUACAGAGCUCAUCUUUGCUUUCUCUCUCUCUCUCUGUCUCCCUCUCUCUUCUUUUUCUCUUCUUUUCCUUUUUUCCUUUCUUUAUUUUCGUUUCUUUUCUUUUUUCGUUAAAAUCAUUGCCUGAUCUAUUCUCUCGAUUCCUAGCCCACCCCCCACUACAGUAACUGGUUCCGAACGUCGCAAUGCCUAGAUCCGGUAGAACAACGAUUGGAAGACCCUCUGACAUAGAUGCUGACUAUGAUACACAGUCGUUGACAGCAAGUGUAACCGACUACCCUAUAGAGAAUGGAAGAAGAUAUCAUAGGUACCACGAAGGCGCAUAUCUGUAUCCUAAUGAUGAGCAGGAGCUAGAUCGUCUAGACAUGCAACACCAUAUGUUGAAGUUGAUGACCGGUGGGCGCUUGUUUUAUGCUCCCUUAAUAAACCCGAGAAACAUUCUGGAUAUCGGAACCGGUUCGGGUAUUUGGCCCAUGGAGCUGGCGCCCAUCUUCCCACAAGCCCAGAUCACAGGAACUGACCUGUCACCCGUCCAACCGAACGAAGUACCCGAAAAUGUUCACUUUAUUGUCGAUGACGCCACAGAAGAGGAAUGGCUUUGGAGCCCAAACUCUCUCGACUUUAUCCACACAAGCCACCUGUCGGGCUCUCUUCCAUCCUUCAAGGAUCUGUUACGAAAAAUGUUUAAGCAUCUCAAACCGGGAGCCUGGGCAGAGUGCCACGAAUUUGACACAAAGCCGAAGUGUGACGAUGGCACAAUGCCCCCGGAGGACCCCGAUACCUUUAGCACCUAUGCACUACAGGAUUGGUGCGACCUGCAAAUACGUGCAGGACAGGCAGUUGACCCCCCGAGGCAAUUCCGGGUCGCCCAUCGCAUUGCACGAUGGAUGAGGGAAGUGGGCUUCGUCGAUGUCGAGGAACGUAUCCUUCCAGCCCCUGUGAAUCCCUGGUCGAGCGACCCGCACCUCCGCAACAUCGGCAGGUGGAACGAGACAAACUUCCUAGAAGCCCUAUCAGGGUGGUCAUAUAAACCGCUGACUGCCCUUGGCUGGUCGAAACCGGAAAUCGAAGUCUUCCUUGUUGAUGUCCGGAGGAGUGUACAAAACCGCGACGUCCACGCUUAUCUCAACCUUCACGUGGUGACAGGAAGGAAGCCACAUCCGGGAGAUGAGGAGCUACUCGCCUCGACAUUCCGGCGAUUCGCAAAUAGCCAACGACGGUAUGAGAGUCGAGUUCCGGGGCCAUUGGAGGCAAGAAAGCGCCUGGCGAGGCGGCGGAAUACCGCGCUAGCAGGUCUUGCGGGAUCGGGGCCGCUGGAUGAUAUUGCAUGCUUGUUUGGACGAAAUGGACGAGAACAUAUGAAGUGGAAUGAUGGGGGGAAUAAUACGUUGUCGGAGUCGCUAGAUGCCUUUCCUCGCCCUUCGUCACACUCAACCGGUCCCGUGCCGUUCUUUUAUGAUGAGAAUCCGAACUCAAUUGGAUUCGACAAGCCGCUGGCUUGGCCGGAUGCUCGGGAUGGGACGGACAAAGUCGCUCGCGACAAGUAUAUCGGAGAGCAAUUGAGGAAGCAUCGGACGAUGCGGGAUUUGAAACAAGCUAUUCGCCAGUUCAACGUCGACCUUCAACGUGAACCCGCAUAUAGUCGGCUUAUAUUCGACCAUUUGUUGGCUGGCUCGGCUGGGGAGAAGACGGCCGUCGAGGAAAUUGCACUGUUUUUAGAGGAUCCUCUUUUGAAUAUUUGUGGAGCGGGAAACUAUCUCGGCGCAGUCGAGCAUCAUAUCUCGCGCGGAAUCUGCUUGACUAAACAACGUGCUCCCCUGGAUGCUUUCAUUCGAGCCUUGGAGCUUGGGCUUGUUCCUUCGGAUGAAAUAUGUGCGAUUAUAAAAGCACUAUCGAAAUUUUCGGUUAGGAGCAGGGGGGCUGGGAAGCAGAGUGGGAAGCCUUUGACACGAUUCUAUAGAGAGAUGUGGGAUGCCAUUGGUCGGUGCGACGUCUACGAUUAUAAGGACCUAGAUAAGACCACUGUCGACACCUGGCUUGGUGUUCUCCUGGACAAGGGCUUAAUGAAUGAUCUGCAUCUGGCGAAGGAAAUCAUCUUGGCUACCGAUGCCUCUCUGUCAACAAAACGCGAGUGGACCCCGAAGUUUAUCAUCAACUGGUUGGAGGCUCAUCAAGGGUUGCAAUCUAAGCUUGAUGAACAAUAUGCCGACGGAAUCUUGAAUCCCGAGUCAGUCCUUCGUAUCACGGAGCUCCUUGUGCUCAAUAAAAGGACUCAAUUGUUGGAGACGUGGCAGACUUGCUUGACUGGGCUUCAGGAUGCCACACUCAUGGGCUCAUCGGAUGUUUGGACUGAUCUACAACAGCCCACAGGUACAUCCACCUCCGGACUCCCGCUACAGCAUCAAAUCAUACUUCGUCUGUGGAAUUUGCGAGUGCUUGGCUCUCAUGUUCCCGCAAGGUCACACCCGAGGCGAGGCCCAAGAGAAACUGAUCCCACCAUACUCAGUCUUUUUAACCUAUAUGAUUCCAAGAGGACUGACACGCGCGAGGACUUCAUGAGUAGCUUAAUGAAGGGAAUCCAUGAGCUGGGCAUACCAUUCAAUGGCCUGCUGAUGCUAGCCGUCGACCUGAGAGCCGGUAAAAGCAUGACCAAAACGGCUCGACAGACUUUGCAAAAAUUCGAAUCCUCACCACCCUCCUUCUCCGACAUCUUCACAGACCUUCACGCCUACAAUGCGGCCGUCCCUCACUUCUUCUCAAACUUUGAAAAAAUGGUCCGCGACAUCGACAUUACCAGUUCUACCUUUGUCGAACACGCAAUCAACCUUGCGAGAACAGGCGACUCCAAAACCGUCUGGACCCUCAUCCGCCUCCUCCGAUCACACACGCCUCUCAAAAUCGCCCUGGCCAAAUCCUGGCAGAGCAUCCCAGACCCAUCCGCGAAGGCGCUAGUCCGCUACUACCCGGAGCCCAGGACAGCCGCUUGCCCGGACCCCCAUGCCUCGCUCGAGAUGAUCAACCUCCUCGCGAUCGCAUUUGCCUACUCAAAGCAGCUCAGCCCGCGUCGGUCUUUCGAACUAGUCCGCUGGCUUUAUGUCUUUCUUUACAAGCACAACGCUCCCGUGCAGCCGGCCUUAGUGCGCGCCUUGUAUCAUGCCGGAGUGGUCCGGUUUCGACGCGAUGGGCUGCGUGUAGCCCCAACGCAGUAUGCCUAUAUUUGUGCUAUUGUAAAGGACGCCGAGGGCCCCGAGGUUGUCAAGGCGUUGAUGGAUAACACUUUACAGAUCAGAUCAGAUCGAUCAGAUGAGGGUUGA